AUGCCGGAGUAUAGCCAAUUCAAGGUCAUCACGGUGAUCAACCUGGACGACUACGUGUAUGACGACGGCUCAUCUGAUGACGAUGAUGACGACGAACUCAAUCCCUGGGCCACGACUACGCAGACCGGGGCUGUCAACGGUGCCGGGCAGCAGGACGAGGACCUGACGGCGGUGUUCGACCAGAUCCUGGGUCAAUACGGGGGCGACCUGGGCCAGCUCUUCGGCGAUCAGGCCGCGGUGACCAGUGCCUUCUCCCGCCUCUCACGCGCGCACGCGCCCGCGGCGGAGGCCCACGUCGCGACAGCGGAGCUGCCCCAGUUUGCCGUGUUCGGGCCGCAGCGGGGGAGCGAGGAGGGGGAGACGGUGGUGGUGGUGGACCCCGCCGACAAGCCGCCGGCCAUCGACAGCCGGCGGGCCAGCGAUGCGCUCAUCCUGCCCCUCCAGGACUCUGCCAGGACCCAGGUGCCGCACAACCUGCAGGGCGACUCCACCCAGCUGGACGCCCGCUGGUGGGGCAUCGUGGCCGGCGUGGCGCUGUGCUGCCUGCUGGCAGCCCUGGUCUUCAUCAUGGGCUGGUCCAAGGCCCAGUCGCGGCGGCGUGCCGGGGGCGAGGGCGGGGACGACUACUCCCCGGUGGACUCCGCGCCGCUGCGGCCGGACGCGCGGCAGCUCAGCGGCAAGAGCGCAACCACCGACGACUGGGUGCAGGCCGUGCGGACCAAGGAGAGCAAGAUCGACCUGGUGCCGGGGCAGGCAGCCCGCAAGAACUACAUCCAGGAGCUGCGUAACUGCAGCUCCAAGGAGCAGGAGAAGGAGCGCGUGGAUAAGGAGCUGGGUAAGGUCAGGAAGAAGUACACCUCCGACAAGGCCAUGUCAGCCUACGACAAGCGGAAGUACAUGUGGAAGCUGCUCUACACUCAUAUGCUUGGCUACAAUGUCGAGUUCGGCCACAAGCAAGCCAUGGACUUGAUUGCGGCGCCAGGGUAUGCCGAGAAGCAGGUCGGCUACGUCGCCUGUGCGGUCUUCCUUAGCGAGCAAGACGAGUUUCUCCGCCUGGUGAUCAAUUCGGUCCGGAACGACCUCAUCUCGCGCAACGAAGCCUUCCAGUGCCUGGCCCUCGACUUCACAGCCAAUGUUGGGGGCGCCGAGUUUGCGCAGCUGCUCACCGUCGACGUCAUGGGCGUGCUGGCCAACGGCGCGACCCGGCCCGUGGUGCGCAAGAAGGCCGCGCUGUGCCUGCUGCGCCUCAUCCGCAAGGCCCCCCUGGACGCGGAGGUGCUGUCCCCCGGCGUCUGGGGCUCGCGCCUGGCGGGCAUGCUGGCCGACCCCGACGUCGGCGUGCUGCUGGGGCUGACCACGCUGCUGCUGGGCGUGGCGGCACGGUCCUACGUCGGCUACGAGGCCUGCGUCCCCCGCCUGAUCGCGGUCCUGGACCGCUGCAAGGCGCGGGAGGUCCCGCAGGACUACACCUACUACGGCUCCGAGCCGGUGAAGAAUGCCAACAACAAUAACGCGGUGCACGCCAUCGUGUUCGAGGCGGUGGCCCUGGCCAUCGGCCUGGAGGACGCCGACCUGCUGACCGCCGGCGCUGCGCUGCUGGCGCGCUUCCUGGCGGUGCGGGAGCCCAACCUGCGCUACCUGGCGCUGGAGAGCCUGGCGCGCCUGGCCGGCGUCCCGGCCGUGGCGGAGACCUUGGCCAGGCACGCGCGCACCGUGCGCGACUGCCUGGCCGACCCGGACGUGUCCAUCGCGCGGCGAGCCAUGGACCUGCUCUUCACCAUGGCCUCCCCCGCCACGGCCGCGGGGGUGGUGGAGACGCUGCUGGCGUUCUUACCGACGGCUGACUAUUCGCUGCGCGAGGAGCUGGUGCUCAAGACCGCUGUGCUGGCGGAGAGGUUCCUGCCCAACCUGGAGUGGUACGUGGACUCCAUGCUGACCCUGAUGGAGCAGGCGGGGGAGUUUGCCAUCAACGACCUGUGGCAGUCGGUGGUGCACCUGGUGACCAACUCCCCGGAGCUGCACGCCUACGCAGCGGGGCGGGUGCUGGAGGCGCUGCGCCGCGGCCAACCCCCCGAGACCUUCCUCAAGGUGGCCGCCCACGUGCUGGGCGAGUUUGGGCCCCUGCUCCCCGACACCACCCCCGGCGCGGAGUACGCGGCGCUGGCCGCCCACUUCCCCGCCGCCGGCCCCGAGACCAAGGCCAUCAUGCUGACCGCCUUCAGCAAGCUGGCCCUGGCGGCGCCGGAGGACGGCGACCUGCAGGCCGCCGUGCGUGCGCUGCUGGAGCGCCACGCGCGUGGCGUGGAUGCGGAGCUGCAGCAGCGAGCGGUGGAGUAUACGGGCCUGCUGGCCGGCGGCCCGGCCCUAGCCAAGGCCGCGGUGCAGCCGCUGCCGCGCUGGGAGGGGCGGGGCAGCCUCCUGCUGCGGCGUCUGGAGGCGUACGAGGUGGGGGGGGUGAUUGGGUUUCGGGGUAGUGUAGUGGUGUUCCUGCCCAACCUGGAGUGGUACGUGGACUCCAUGCUGACCCUGAUGGAGCAGGCGGGGGAGUUUGCCAUCAACGACCUGUGGCAGUCGGUGGUGCACCUGGUGACCAACUCCCCGGAGCUGCACGCCUACGCAGCGGGGCGGGUGCUGGAGGCGCUGCGCCGCGGCCAGCCCCCCGAGACCUUCCUCAAGGUGGCCGCCCACGUGCUGGGCGAGUUUGGGCCCCUGCUCCCCGACACCACCCCCGGCGCGGAGUACGCGGCGCUGGCCGCCCACUUCCCCGCCGCCGGCCCCGAGACCAAGGCCAUCAUGCUGACCGCCUUCAGCAAGCUGGCCCUGGCGGCGCCGGAGGACGGCGACCUGCAGGCCGCCGUGCGUGCGCUGCUGGAGCGCCACGCGCGUGGCGUGGAUGCGGAGCUGCAGCAGCGAGCGGCCUCGGGCAUCCUGUAUGAGGACGCCAACCUGCAGGCCGGGGUCAAGUCAGCCUUCUCGGGCGCGGCGGGCACCGUGACGGUCUUCCUGGGGAACAAGACCGGCGGCGCGCUGGCCGGCGUGGCGCUGGAGAUCGUGGGUGCGCCGCCGCACCUGACGGCGACCCUGCCGGCGCCGCCCCCGGCGAUGCUAGAGCCGCGGCGGCAGGUCCAGGUCCCCCUGGAGGUGGGCGCCGGCGCUCCGGGAUCCGCGCCCCUGCGCUUGCGCCUGGCCUAUCACACGGCCGACGGCGCGGCGGCGGACGUGCAGCUGGACCUGCCGCUGCCGCCCGCCAAGUUCAGCCAGCCAGUGGACGUGCCCACCGAGGUGUUUGCCGCGCGCUGGGAGCAGGUGGCCGGCCCGCCCUUCAAACUGAGCGCCGACGUGGCGCCGGCGAGCGGCGCGCUUUCCGAUGCCGCGGUGCAGCAGCUGCUCGCCUCGCUGCACCUCCGCGUGCUGGCCGGCGUGGCGGGGGUGCCGCCGGGGGCCACCGCCGCGGCCUGCGUGCUGCACGUGGGCGGCGGCGCCGCCCCCGCGCGCCAGAUCCCCUGCAUGGUGGUCGUGGCGGCGGGGGCGGGGCGGGUGACGGUGGCCACCGCCGACGGCGCGGCCUCGGCGGCGCUGCUCAGCCAGCUGACCUCCGUCCUGGGCUGGGGGGCCUGA
Molecule: messenger RNA, 3618 nt
Organism: Auxenochlorella protothecoides
Lineage: Eukaryota; Viridiplantae; Chlorophyta; Trebouxiophyceae; Chlorellales; Chlorellaceae
Product: AP-2 complex subunit alpha-1
Exons: 15
Coding region: 1-3618 (1205 amino acids)
Biological process (GO): intracellular protein transport; clathrin-dependent endocytosis
Cellular component (GO): membrane coat; AP-2 adaptor complex
Molecular function (GO): clathrin-cargo adaptor activity
Source: RefSeq, a predicted model, not a curated record